UUACUGCAGUUUUAUUGGUAGAAUUACUGGCGUAAAAACAAUUUUAAAACAUGUCAGUUAAUUGCAGGACUUUGAUCAUUUAGGCAUUUUACAGUGGAUCGCGGAUGAAACGUGUUGAGAAUAAAUUAGUCUUGUUAAUUAUUAUAAUAGUAGUGAUUUUGCCAUAUAAAAAAUAAUGUUUUUAUGUUAAGGUUAUCUAAAAUAAUAAAAGCUUUAGUAGAAUUUAAAAAAAUUGUGCGUGCUAAACUACACAAGUAGGCAAUAACUAAGUAGUAAUCAACUAAGACCAACAAGAAAAAUGAUAACAAACAGAUAAGGCCGAAACCUUCAACCUCUGUUCGAAGAAUGAGUAAAUUCGCGGUCAGAGCAACGUGGAACAUGGUAGCAUAAGUGUCGAAAAAAAAAUCAUAAAUAUGUUGAAAUUUUAUCCAAUAUUGUACGCGACGUUAUUCACGUUAUGCUCUGGUUUUGUGUUAAUUUCGUCAGCCGAUGGUUCCUUCGAUGAUUUACCAUUUUUUACUUUGGGACAAAAGCUGACUUACAAAUGGAGGUCUACGGUUCGGAUGAACGAAAUCGCUGAUGAAGCUGAAGAUGAAGGGUUUAAUUUGGAUGGUAAAGUGGCGGUCAGUCCGGUAUGGAGAGAUGAGAAUAAAUGGCUGAUCAAAUUUGAGUUACUGCAAUCUACAUUAUAUGCAGAGUCGAAAAAAGGAAAACAGUAUAAAAGCCCUUUGUUAAAGUCAUACAGGAAUCAACCUUUUGCAGCCAUCAUAAAUAAAGGAAUUAUAGAAAAAGUGUACAUAGGAAACAAAGAAGAAACGGUUUUAAAGAACCUAAAAAAGGCUCUUAUCAGCUUAUUCCAAUUUAAUUCCAACCAGGAAUCAGAAACGGACAUUUCUGGACGUUGUCAGGUUUCUUAUAAAAAAUUGAAUUCGAAAUACAUUAAAACCAAAACAGACUGCACCAGUGACUUAUCAGAUCAUCACAAACAUUUAGAUCCGAUUCUCGGCACCAAGACUAAGUCCUCCACAGUAAUCAAAUAUUCGAUACAUGAUGAUCCAAAAAGAAAUUCAAUAUUUUUAACAGAACAGCAUUCGGUUCAAUUGCAAGCCAAAGAGCAUCUAGGAGGCACUAUUGCAACUCAACAGGAAUUGACUUACGAGGCGGAAGAAUCAGUUGAAACCAUCAGAGCUGAUAAUGCUCAAGAUGCCUUGGCAAUAUUAAGCUUCGACGCUGCAGAAGAAAACUUGAUGGCAGAAAAUGUUGAUUUAAAAUUAAAAAAUAAAUUGUUUAGUAAAGAAGUGGCUUUAUUACGAGAGCAGUUGAAAACGAAACAUUUAGGAACUGAGCAAUCCGCUAAGGCCUUUUUACAGUUGUUAGAAGUGGUCAAAACCAGCGAUGCUGAUGAUAUUUCCAAGGCAUUGGCAUCCAAAAAAAACUCUGAAAUAUUGGAUCAAUUAUACGAUAUUCUCGGCUACGCCCAAACAGAAAAUACUCACAAAGCUGUGAUGAAACUAAUUCAUUUAGAUAAUGAAGAGCAGGUUAAUCUUGUUGAACGGUACCUUUGGGCCCUGUCAUUUUCCAUCCACCCAAACCUGCAAAUUUUAGAAGAUCUUUUAAACAAAUUUAGAAAGAAUCCAAAUAUAGUGAAUCAGGUCAAAGAUACGUUGGUGUUGACUUUAGGCUCUAUUGCUAGGAGGGCAACACAAAAAGCUGAAAAAUUGAAUCAUGUCGAUCAAAAGAUUUUUUACCUGGUACAAGAAACGAUCAUCAACGGUUAUGACUAUGCCAAAGACCAGGAGCGUCAUGUCUACCUUAAUGCACUGAAAAACCUUAGGUCACCCUCAACUAUACCCAAAUUAUUUUCGGUAUUAAACAACGGGACUCAAAAAGAGGAAGUUUUGGCCUGGAGAGCGAUUAAAUCAUUUGGAAACCGUUAUUGGUCGGAAGACAUUUUAAGUCGUGCGGAAAAAACACUUUUUCAACUGGAUAGGAGACAUGAUACGAGUGCCAGAUGUCUAGCUGUUGAUGUACUCCUUAACAGUUCCCCUAGUGAUGACGUGUUGGAAAAAAUAUUGCAUUUUGUGGCUAAGAAUGACGGAAAUUACGAAAUCAGACAAUACGCCUUUCAAAGUAUUAUGAUGUUGGCUGAAAAAUGCCCAGAGUUUGAAAAGAGGGUGAAAGAUAUUGUGAAGAGCAACUCAUUUUUAAAUAACUACUCAAGUUUAGCUCCCAGAGGGUUAUCCACUGCUCUAACAAGGAAUAUAUAUAAAGGUACCGCCUCUAAUGGCCAUUUGGUGUCUUUACAAGAAGUUAAAGGGGGCUUAGUAAAGAGGGGCGUAGUGGAUGUGGUGCUGGAUAACCAUGAAACAACUGGAGAGAUUUUUACGUUAGGAAUAUUCGCUGGGGGUCUUUCUAGCUUCUCUUCAAGCACCCCAGAUGAACACGACGAUCCCGAGGAAGAAGAAGAUGCAUCCACCGGAAUGGAAUUGACCGUUUUAGGCACUCAGAUUCGUCCUUUUGUAUUUUUUGAGAGCCAGGGCGAACUGAUGGGUCUAAUUUGGUCUGGAACUGCAUCCGACAUGACUCCCGCCUUUCAAGCUUUAAUAUUGGUUCAAGAGCACGAAGACACCAUAAGACUCAGCAAUGGGUUUAUUGUCAAAAUUGAUAUUAAAGGGGCCCUAUCGUUUGACCUGUCUGGAAAAAUGGAGGUAUCUCUCUGGAAUCGGAAUGCGCAAUCGCUAAUUAAAAAAUCAGUCGCAUAUUCCGUAAAGGGGCUUUUAAAGAUUGACACUCCUUUGGUCAAAAAAGAACUUUCUUUCGAAGCCAAUACAGAACCACAAUUAAAUCUGGAAUUGGAUGCUGAUGUUAGUGGCAAAGCGAAAUUAUGUAUGAGACUUUCACAGCCCGAUUCUGUAUUUAGGCAAGAAACUGUCAAAGGGCAAUCGAUUCCAGACACUGACUACCAGAGUAGAAAAAGCGUUAAGAGGAAAAUGGAAAUUCCAGGAGUCACUUACGCAAUAAAUCGAAAAAAUAAUGAAAAUUGCGCUGCUAUGUUUAAUAGUUAGGUUAUGAACAAAAUGUGUGCUGUGAUUGUGAUUGUGAUUAGGAAGUUGAUGUCUAAAUACAAUCAGUUUUUUUAUA
Molecule: messenger RNA, 3141 nt
Organism: Anthonomus grandis grandis
Lineage: Eukaryota; Metazoa; Arthropoda; Insecta; Coleoptera; Curculionidae
Gene: Mtp
Product: microsomal triacylglycerol transfer protein
Exons: 10
Coding region: 414-3065 (883 amino acids)
Biological process (GO): lipoprotein metabolic process; lipid transport
Cellular component (GO): Golgi apparatus; endoplasmic reticulum; basolateral plasma membrane
Molecular function (GO): lipid binding
Source: RefSeq, a predicted model, not a curated record